Xyrauchen texanus (razorback sucker) is the source of this 2011-nucleotide messenger RNA. Its product is annotated as sorting nexin-15-like. The coding region runs from base 100 to 1293 and encodes 397 amino acids. NCBI's taxonomy places the organism in Eukaryota, Metazoa, Chordata, Actinopteri, Cypriniformes, Catostomidae. The record is from RefSeq and is a predicted model, not a curated record. The transcript is spliced from 8 exons. Gene Ontology annotation, molecular function: phosphatidylinositol binding.
UCCAAAACUAUCAACAGUGCAAGUCAGUACCAGUCACGAUCAGUUAAAUCGGUUACCAUAUUUAUCUUUCUUUAUUUUAAACAUAUCUAUGUCACAGUGAUGUCUCGAAAGACCAAGACAGAGGAAUAUUACCGCUUCUUCACUGUGACAGAUCCACGCACACACGAAAAAGGACACACAGAAUAUAAAGUGACAGCAAGGUUUGUGUCCAAGACUCAGCCAGAGAAUGUUAAAGAGGUGGUGGUGUGGAAGAGGUACUCAGAGCUGAAGAAGUUACACGGAGAGCUAGCGUACACUCAUAGAAACCUGUUCAGACGACUAGAGGAGUUUCCCCCUUUUCCACGAGCGCAGGUUUUUGGGCGCUUUGAUGAGGCAGUGAUUGAAGAUAGGAGAAAAGCAUCUGAGGCCAUGCUGCUCUUCACUACGAACAUUCCUGCUCUAUACAACAGUCCUCAACUCAAAGAUUUCUUCAGGGGAGGAGAUGUAAGGAAACCAUUAGACACAUCCACCAUUUCCAAUUAUCUGCCCCCUCCUCUUAUUCCCCUACCUGAGAGGGACACUGGGGUGUUGGCUGAGGAGGAGACAGGAAGAGAGGCUCCUAUCCAGGCCCAAGAACUGGAGUCCGACCAGAGGCUGACAGAUCUAACUACACCUGAGGAGGCAGUUGAGGCCCUCAGUGAAACAGAUACCUGCUCAAUGCAAGAGACACAAAGUGAAACAGAAAAACAGGUGCAGAAAACAAGAGAGGAAGAGAAGGAAAUUAAAGCACAUCAGAAUAACGGCACAGACCAAUCGGCUGCUGGUACCGACACUAUACCAUAUGGUUCUCUAGAAAUCCCAGGCUCUCCACUUGACCAAUCAGAGGAGUUUGAUUUGUUAUUUGAUUCUGGAUUGGAGGAACAUGCAGACAAGACUCCGCCUCUACUCUCAGAUACAGACCUUGCUAUUUUCGACCCAUGUGCGAAAGAAGAACAACCAUAUGGAUCACCCAGCCAUGCUGAACUUCUGUCAGUCCCUCUGACCAACCCAAACAGUUCUGAACCUGGCGGAGAUGCAAGCUAUGUGUCCCAGGCCAACGAAGAGCUGAAUGCUGCCCAGGAGCGAGAGAGGGAGGCCGAUUACAGUGUGGCAGUACAACGAUACAGAACAGCAGUUGAUAUACUUAUGAAAGGAGUGCAAGGAGAUGCGGAUUUGAAGAGGAGGGAUGCAGUGAAGAGGAAGAUUGCUGAGGUCCUGGAGCAAGCAGAGAGACUUCUCUCCAUACAGACUCCCACUCUCAACCACAAUACAUAGAGAAACAAUUGAAACACACACAAAAGUUAAAACUUCAUCAAACCUCGGAUACCCAAGCACACUCCCACGUACACACUCAUGCACUGAGAUUCUCUUUUUCUCUCUCUCACACACACACACACACAUACUCAUAUUCAAAUAACUCUGCCACAUUUUCACUCUUAAGUGUUACUCGCCAGCCACCCCCACACAGUCAACAUACACAUGCAUACACACACACAUUGACUCCCACAAAUCCUGCUUACCUAAAUAGUUACGAUCCAUGCAGGAUGUGCCCAAUUCUUUCUGAACAGCACUACACACCCUGCCCUGUAAGAACUUAUCAAGGGAUUUUUACUUGCUUUUACGCUAUUUUAACUUUAAAUCAAUGAUGACACUUUCUGAUCAGCCUUAGAAACGUCUUCUUAAAAUGUCUUUUGCUGAGAUUUUUUUUUUCUUAAAUUGAAUUGUAUUUAGUUGUAUCCAACGGUUGAGCUGUUGUGUAAAUGAAGAUGUUGUGUAAAUUACUGUUGUCUUAAUGAAGACAUUGCCUUUCCAAUUUAAUCUGCCUGUUUUGUAAAUUAUAAGCCUAUUGUUAUUAAAGUCAACAUGCAAUGGCAUUCGAAACCCAUUUUACUUCCAUAUGGUGACCUAUUUCCAUGGUUGGAUUCUAAUGGAAUACAUGUAAUUGCGUUGAGUAUUCAGAAUACAAAAAUGAAGUAACUGUAUUCAGGUCCUG